Miniopterus natalensis is the source of this 4741-nucleotide messenger RNA. RefSeq names its product DNA replication helicase/nuclease 2 (gene DNA2). Gene Ontology annotation, molecular function: 5'-flap endonuclease activity; single-stranded DNA helicase activity. Gene Ontology annotation, biological process: replication fork reversal. The record is from RefSeq and is a predicted model, not a curated record. Gene Ontology annotation, cellular component: cytoplasm. NCBI's taxonomy places the organism in Eukaryota, Metazoa, Chordata, Mammalia, Chiroptera, Miniopteridae.
AAAAUAAUAGGACCUUGGGUAGUGACAAAGAUAAUUUUAGAGUAAUAUGAAAGGCAUUUGGUGUUAAAAUUGGAGAGUGACUUUGGACUCUGUUGGAGUCUUACUGCAGUCAAACAGGAAAGGCUUAGGAGGAACUUGAUGUUUUCUAGAGAAGAGGUUAUUUUGCAUAUUUUUCAGGCUGCGAGGAUCAUUGUAUAGAAGUAUUGUGACAUUGACUUGCCCAUUAUAGAAGAAAAUUCUGAGUUACUCUAUAAAGGAAAGAGCUAAUGUGUUAAGUUUGCUUUCUGUACAAUGCAGGGGCUGGUUGAUCCCCAGUGAGAUUUCAUAAAGGAAUUCCUGCAUUAAAUAGUAGAUGGGAUGAGGUGAUCUCUAAGUAUACUUCUAAUUUAAAGAUUAAUAUAAUCCUGUGGCUCACAGUAGGACUUGCAGCGAACCACCCACAGUAUGUUUUUCUAUAACAAACAUCUAUUUUAUUUACAAAAAGGAUAGUCCAAAAUAUUCCCGUUUAUUUGUACUUUGAGAAGGUUUGCACCAGUGGUAGGAAUGUGUUGUUUAGUGUUUUUCAGUUUCUCCUUAACCUUCAUAAUCAUGGAGCUUAUAUUUGGAAAAAUCCGUAUCAUAAGCAUGUUUUAUUUUUUUUAAGUGACAUAGCUUCUGGGAAGUUCUUAUAGUAGGAAUUCUGCUAUGUCUUUGCUCUCUUAAUUUUAACCAUUUUAGCUAACGGUCAUUGUGGUAAGCUUUCCAGAAGAGACAAACCUAAAAACUAGAAGGUUGGUUUGUAGAUGGAGAUUGAUGGCUUCUUAUUUUAUGCUUGUGCUACAGUAUGUAUAUGCUUUAGAUUUCAGAAGAAGGUGGAAGCUUCCUCUUCUAAAACAGUCCUGACCCGAGGAACGGAUAACCGGUACCUGGUAUUAGCAGUCAAUAUCGUGCAUAAUGAAGAAGGAAGCCAUGAAAAGCAUCUAAUCAUCACUGCUUCCCAGUCGCUAGAAUAUAAAGAAUUUUGCAUCCUUAGGAAUGACUGGUGCUCUGUACCAGUAGAGCCAGGGGACAUCAUUCAUUUGGAGGGAGACUGCACAUCUGAUACUUGGAUAAUAGAUGAAGAUUUCGGAUAUUUGAUUCUGUAUCCAGACAUGCUGAUUUCUGGCACAAGCAUAGCCAGUAGUAUUCGAUGCAUGAGAAGAGCUGUUCUGAGUGAAACUUUCAGGAGCUCUGAUCCAACCACACACCAAAUGCUGAUUGGUACAGUUCUCCACGAAGUAUUUCAGAAAGCAAUAAAUGAUAACUUUGCCCCAGAAAAGCUACAAGAACUUGCUUUUCAAACUGUUCAAGAGAUAAGGCAUCUGAAGGAAAUGUACCGCUUAAAUUUGAAUGAAGAUGAAGUAAAACAAGAAGUAGAAGAGUAUCUUCCUUCGUUUUCUAAAUGGGCUGAAGAUUUCAUGCAUAAAUACACUUCAACAGACUUCCCGCAGAUGCAGCUCUCUUUGCCAAGUGAUGGUAGUAACAACACAGCAUGCAAUAUUGAAGUCGUGAAAUCACUGGAUAUUGAAGAAAGCAUUUGGUCCCCUAGAUUUGGAUUAAAGGGCAAAAUAGAUGUUACAGUUGGUGUGAAAAUUCAUCGAGGAUGUAAAGCGAAAUAUAAAGUAAUGCCACUGGAACUUAAAACCGGCAAAGAAUCAAAUUCUAUUGAACACCGUAGUCAGCUGGUUCUGUAUACACUGCUAAGUCAAGAGAGAAGAGCUGAUCCGGAGGCUGGCCUGCUCCUCUACCUUAAGACUGGCCAGAUGUACCCCGUGCCUGCGAAACAUCUUGAUAGAAGAGAAUUAUUAAAACUAAGAAAUCAGAUGGCAUUCUCUUUGUUUCACCGUAUUAGCAAGUCUUCUACUGGAAAGGAGAAGACAGAGCUUGCUCCUUUGCCACAAAUAAUUGAGGAACAGCAAACCUGUAAAUAUUGUUCACAAGUGGGCAACUGUGCUCUUUAUAGCAGAGCUGUCGAACAACAGAUGGAUGACAGUUCAGUCCCGGUUGGCAUGCUGCCCAAAAUAAAAGAGGAAACCCAGCACCUUAAGCUUGCACACUUAGAGUAUUUCAGCCUUUGGUGUCUAAUGUUAACUUUGGAGUCACAAUCAAAGGAUAAUAAGAAGAAUUACCAAAAUAUAUGGUUGAUGCCUUCUUCAGAGAUGGAGCAGAGUGGCAACUGCAUUGGAAACCUGAUUAGAACAGAACAUGUGAAGACAGUUUGUGAUGGACAAUAUUUACAUAAUUUCCAGCGUAAAAAUGGUGCCAUGCCUAUCACAAAUCUAAUGGCAGGCGACAGAAUCAUUUUAAGUGGUGAAGAGAGAACACUAUUUGCUUUGUCUAGGGGGUAUGUGAAGGAGAUUAACAUGACAACAGUGACCUGUUUAUUAGACAGGAACUUGUCAGUACUCCCGGAAUCAACUUUGUUCAGAGUGGACCAGGAAGAAAAAAAUUGUGAUAUAGAUACCCCAUUAAGAAAUCUUUCCAAAUUGAUGAAAAAUACUGAUGCCAGCCAAAAACUUCGAGAUAUAAUCAUUGACUUCCGUGAACCCCAGUUUAUAUCCUACCUCAGUUCUGUUCUUCCACAUUAUGCAAAGGAUACAGUUGCCUCUAUUCUAAAAGGUUUGAAUAAGCCCCAGAGGCAAGCAAUGAAAAAGGUACUUCUUUCCAAAGACUACACACUCAUCGUGGGCAUGCCUGGAACAGGAAAGACCACUACAAUAUGUACUCUUGUAAGAAUUCUGUAUGCCUGUGGCUUUAGUGUUUUGUUGACCAGUUAUACACACUCUGCUGUUGACAAUAUUCUUUUGAAGUUAGCGAAGUUUAAAAUAGGAUUUUUGCGCUUGGGUCAGACUGAGAAGGUACAUCCAGGCAUCCAGAAAUUUACAGAGGAGGAAAUUUGCAGAUCAAAGUCCAUUAAAUCCUUAGCCCUUCUAGAAGAACUCUACAAUAGUCAACUUAUAGUUGCAACAACAUGUAUGGGAAUAAACCAUCCAAUAUUUUCCCGUAAAGUUUUUGAUUUUUGUAUUGUGGAUGAAGCCUCUCAAAUUAGCCAACCUGUUUGUCUAGGGCCACUUUUUUUUUCACGGAGAUUUGUGUUGGUGGGGGAUCAUCAGCAGCUUCCUCCCCUGGUGCUAAACCGUGAAGCAAGAGCUCUUGGCAUGAGUGAAAGCUUAUUCAAGAGGCUGGAGCGGAAUGAAAAUGCUGUCGUACAAUUAACUGUUCAGUACAGAAUGAAUAGUAAAAUUAUGUCCUUAAGUAAUAAACUGACAUAUGAAGGAAAGCUGGAAUGUGGGUCGGACAAAGUGGCCAACGCAGUGAUAAACCUACCUAACUUUAAAGAUGUGAAGCUGGAGCUGGAAUUUUAUGCUGAUUAUUCUGAAAAUCCUUGGUUGAUUGGAGUAUUUGAACCAAACAAUCCUGUUUGUUUUCUUAAUACAGACCAGGUACCAGCACCAGAACAAGUUGAAAAGGGUGGUGUGAGCAAUAUAACAGAAGCCAAACUCAUAGUUUUCCUGACCUCAACUUUUAUUAAGGCUGGAUGUAAUCCCUCUGAUAUUGGUAUCAUUGCACCAUAUAGGCAGCAGUUAAAGAUCAUCAAUGAUUUAUUGGCACAGUCUUCUGUUGGGACAGUUGAAGUUAAUACAGUAGACAAGUACCAAGGAAGAGACAAAAGUAUCAUUCUGGUAUCUUUUGUUAGAAGUAAUCAAGAUGGAACUCUUGGUGAACUCUUGAAAGAUUGGAGACGUCUUAAUGUUGCUAUAACCAGAGCCAAACAUAAACUGAUUCUCCUGGGAUGUGUGUCCUCGCUAAACCGCUAUCCUCCUUUGGGGAAGCUACUUUGUCAUCUAAACUCAGAAAAAUUAAUCAUUGAUCUUCCAUCAGGAGAACAUGAAAGCCUUUGUCAUGUACUGGGUGAUUUUCAAAGAAGGUGAAGCACUGUUUUCCUAGUUUUUUUCAUACUAGCAUAGUGAUCUCCUAACAAUUGCCUAUUAUUAGUAAUUUGGACAUGCUGUAAAAUCAGUGCCUGGUUAGGUUGAGGAGAUAACUUUUAUCCCAAGGGUAUGAAAUGAUGUAAAUGUACUCCCUUUCAGAGUUCCAGUUGUUAUUUUUUUACUUUUACUUUUGGUAUAAUCUUGUUAAACAUAAAGAUCUAUCAUCAUACACAACUUAACAGUAUUUUUUCAGUACAGGUGUACCCAAAACUGAAAAGCCUAAAUUUAUAGUACUAUAUAUGUAUUUUUGUGUGACCUACAAAGAAUAUGCUAAAUGUUUACCUGCUUUAGAGAUGUAUAUUUUUGGGAUCUGGGUGUAAAAUUUCAGGAUUAAUUUGAUUUUGUAGAUUAUUACCAUAUUUUGUUUAUUUGAAAUACAGGUAAAGAAAUUUGAUUUGUUUUUAUAAUUUAAGCACAGUCUUGUGGUGAUGAGGACAUAGAUGUUUGUGUUUUCUACAUUUUGAGGUCCCUGAUCCAAAGGCCAUUUUGCUGUUUUUACCCUGACGUUUGCUUUCUGAUGUCAGAUAUGUUUUCACUUGAAACUUAGUCUUUUAAAUUGAUUAUUUUAAAUUAAUUUCUGAUUCUCUCUUACUGUUCCAUUUAUUUUUAGUAUUCAGUAUUCUAGAGUAGAUUUUGAUAUAAAAGAAAAUAAUUCGUGUUCUUCUUUAGAAAAGAGAUUUUGUUUGCUGAACUGAUGACAAAUUAAAAAUGUAUAUCCCUGUUUUCACCUA